Messenger RNA from Ruditapes philippinarum (Manila clam), 468 nucleotides. RefSeq lists its product as uncharacterized. The transcript has a single exon. NCBI's taxonomy places the organism in Eukaryota, Metazoa, Mollusca, Bivalvia, Venerida, Veneridae. The record is from RefSeq and is a predicted model, not a curated record. The coding region runs from base 1 to 468 and encodes 155 amino acids.
AUGGAUAAGGAUUUUGAUUUAAGCCAACUUUUUGAAACUGACAAUGUUACAAUUACACAACUGGACAAUUUACCCACACAGGAUUUGAUUAAUAUAAACGUAAAAAGUGAUACUGAUGGACGAUUUGAUUCUGUGAAUGUUGUAACUGAUUUAUCUCUACUGAAAGCGCAGCGAAUACCAAGAAAUACACGCAAACAAAAUAGUUGGGCUAUGUCUUGUUUUGAAGACUGGGCACAGUGGCGAAACAAGCAAAGUGAAUUUUUGUUGGGUGACCGUGGGGCGGUCCCAGUUGACAUAGCUGCUCAAUCCUUGGUCAGUUUGGACUAUUGGUUGUCCCGAUUUAUCGUGGAAUGUCGUAGGGAAGAUGUACAGAACUAUCCCCCAAAUACGUUAUAUAACAUUACAACAUCUAUUCAACGUUCUUUGAGAGAGGACCAUGGUCGCUUUGGAUAUACUGGACGAGAGUGA